AAAAUCCGGCAAACUGAAAACUGUCACAAAAUUGCAUUAUUUUUUAUGUAUGGCAGAACUACACAAAACAUAAUUUUAUUUUCCACAAAAAACUUUAAAUGCAAACAAAAAAUUAAAAUAAAAACUUACAAAAAUGUCUGAUUCGAAAUCAGGUAAAACAAGUUCAUUGAUUCCAAAGCCUGCAAACCUAGAAUGUAAAAACCUCCAAGACUAUUUGAGAACUCGGACGCACGAUGUCCUUGAGAAGCUUUACAAUUAUCCAACAAUUUGUUUAGCUGUUUAUAGAGAACUACCCGAAAUAGCCCGCCAAUUUGUUAUUCGUAUCUUAUUCGUAGAGCAACCAGUUCCACAAGCUGUAGUCGCUUCAUGGGGAUCACAACACUAUGCCAAGGAACAAGCAGCAUCAACAUCUUGUCUCACAGAGUUAAACAUUUGGCGAGUCACAGCCAUUCCCGGUGGACUCUCCGCCUGGGAACUCUGUCCAACGUUCAAAAAAAAUCUUAAGAUAGCUCUGCUAGGUGGUGGCAAGCCGUGGUCACUGUCUCAUUUGAUGGACAAAGAUGCCAAGCCAAGAGAUGUGGCAUUCCUUGAUAAUUACGCUAUGGCGCGAUGGAGAUGUGUUCUCCAUUACAUGGUUGGUGGCGGAACCACCAGCAAAGGUCAGGAUAGCGAAGGCAUCAGUCCAGAUGCCGUACGAAUUCUACUCCAUGCCAAUCUAAUGAAACGAGAUGAACGUGAUGGUACCCCAAGUAUAACACGACAAGGUUUUCAGUUCCUUCUUUUAGACACACGAUCACAGGUUUGGCACUUUAUGCUACAGUAUCUCGAUACCUGCCAGGAACGAAAUCUCAGCUUACCCGAGUGUCUAUCGAUGCUUUUCCAACUAAGUUUCUCGACACUUGGUCGUGAUUACAGUUCUGAAGGACUCAGUCCUAAGAUGUUGACUUUUUUACAACACUUGCGUGAAUUUGGUUUAGUUUACCAACGAAAACGUAAAGAAGGACGUUUCUAUCCCACCCGAUUGGCUUUGAAUGUCACAAAUAAAAACGGACCAGUUCCAACGGUUUCCAAUGAAGAAGACAAAAGUCAAGAUCCUGGCUAUAUUGUCGUGGAGACUAAUUACCGAGUGUAUGCCUACACUGAUUCAAACCUUCAAGUCGCUCUACUUGGUCUCUUCACAGAAUUGCUAUACCGAUUUCCAAAUUUAGUUGUUGGCGUUUUGACUCGAGAUUCAGUCAGACAAGCUCUACGCGGAGGAAUCACUGCCGAACAGAUUGUCAGCUAUUUGGAACAGUAUGCUCAUCGGAAUAUGAAGACAACAGAGUCGGCUAUCAAUACAAGAUCACCUCUGCCGCCUACAGUUGUUGAUCAAAUCAAACUGUGGGAGAACGAAAGAAAUCGAUUUGUUUACACUGAGGGUGUAGUUUAUAAUCAAUUCUUGUCGCAGGCCGAUUUUAUUACACUGCGUGAUUAUGCUCAGUCGAUAAAUGUUUUAGUAUGGCAAAGCGAAAGGAAUCGCACAAUGGUGGUUACAAAGAAUGGUCAUGAUGAUGUGAAGAAAUUCUGGAAACGGUAUUCCAAGAGUGGAGGUUAAAGUAGGGUUGUAAUGUAUU
Episyrphus balteatus (marmalade hoverfly) is the source of this 1613-nucleotide messenger RNA. RefSeq names its product general transcription factor IIH subunit 4 (gene mrn). Gene Ontology annotation, molecular function: ATPase activator activity; double-stranded DNA binding. Bases 134 to 1594 code for a protein of 486 amino acids. Gene Ontology annotation, cellular component: transcription factor TFIIH holo complex; transcription factor TFIIH core complex. NCBI's taxonomy places the organism in Eukaryota, Metazoa, Arthropoda, Insecta, Diptera, Syrphidae. The record is from RefSeq and is a predicted model, not a curated record. The transcript is spliced from 4 exons. Gene Ontology annotation, biological process: nucleotide-excision repair.